Peromyscus maniculatus bairdii (prairie deer mouse) is the source of this 2175-nucleotide messenger RNA. It is a transcript of the gene Dkk2, whose product is annotated as dickkopf Wnt signaling pathway inhibitor 2. Gene Ontology annotation, molecular function: co-receptor binding; receptor antagonist activity. The record is from RefSeq and is a predicted model, not a curated record. Gene Ontology annotation, cellular component: extracellular region. Gene Ontology annotation, biological process: negative regulation of canonical Wnt signaling pathway; multicellular organism development. Lineage: Eukaryota; Metazoa; Chordata; Mammalia; Rodentia; Cricetidae.
AGAGAGAGCACUGGCCCUCUGCGCAGCGCAUCACUGCAUCGCUGGCAGUGUUUGGUGUGAACCAAGGGACAAUUCUUCACCGCACCAGUGGGAGUGUGCGUUCAGGGACCUCGGCUAGCCUCAGGUCUCCGGAGUCCGGUCAGGGGACGGGUGACUCUUGAUCACCAGUUAUAAAGCGUGCUGACUUGGAAAAGAGGGACUUGAGAGGUGCAAAGGUUGAGAGCUAAAGCACAGGAAAGGAAGGAACAGCAACCGAGGCCGAAGGGAAAGAAGUUGGGGAGAACCCAGCUUCGUGAGCGGCUAAGAAGAAGGAUUCAACCGCGGAAAAUCGGGCGAGAGCUCAGAGGUGUAAGAACUCAGAGGGACGCCCGUCGUGCGAUCUGCAGGGCUGGGUCUCCUAGCACCUUGGGUCACGCCUCCUUGGCGAGAAGGCGCCUGGCCUUUGAUUGCUUCCAGGGACUGCAGAACUUCCUGCCCGCCAGAGGAGCGGGUCUCUCUAGGGUCGCGUUUGCUCCCCGCUGGAGGCUCGAGACUGAGUUCUAAAAGUCCUGGGCGCCUGGUCCAAGAAGGGCUGGGGGAACAGUGUCUGUGAGGAGCCCACGCGCCCCACCUGAGGGGUUGAGUGUCGGCGUCCUCCCUCUCCUGGCAUUCACAUCUCGGGGCUCCACCCCACCACGGGAACCCCUCACCCGGAGAUGGCCGCGUUGAUGCGGGGCAAGGAUUCAUCCCGAUGCCUACUCCUACUGGCCGCGGUGCUGAUGGUGGAGAGCUCACAGAUAGGCAGCUCGCGGGCCAAACUCAACUCCAUCAAGUCCUCUCUGGGAGGGGAGACUCCUGCUCAGGCUGCCAAUCGAUCUGCGGGCAUGAACCAAGGACUGGCGUUCGGCGGCAGUAAGAAGGGCAAAAGCCUGGGGCAGGCCUACCCUUGCAGCAGUGAUAAGGAAUGUGAAGUUGGAAGAUACUGUCACAGUCCCCACCAAGGAUCAUCAGCCUGUAUGGUGUGUCGGAGGAAAAAGAAACGAUGCCAUAGAGAUGGCAUGUGUUGCCCUGGUACCCGCUGCAAUAAUGGUAUCUGCAUCCCAGUCACUGAGAGCAUCCUGACCCCUCAUAUUCCAGCUCUGGAUGGCACUCGGCAUAGAGAUCGGAACCAUGGUCACUAUUCCAACCAUGACCUGGGAUGGCAGAAUCUAGGAAGGCCACACACCAAGAUGUCUCAUAUAAAAGGACAUGAAGGAGACCCCUGUCUGCGAUCAUCAGACUGCAUUGAUGGAUUUUGCUGUGCUCGCCACUUCUGGACCAAAAUCUGCAAACCCGUGCUCCAUCAGGGGGAAGUCUGUACCAAACAACGCAAGAAAGGUUCUCACGGGCUGGAGAUUUUCCAGAGGUGUGACUGUGCAAAGGGCCUGUCCUGCAAAGUGUGGAAAGAUGCUACCUACUCCUCCAAAGCCAGACUCCACGUGUGCCAGAAGAUCUGACAGACACUGGGAAAGUUAGCCCUAUCAGACUGUGAAUUUGUGUAUUUAAUGCAUUAUGGCAUGAUGGAAAAAUCCAGUUUGGAACACAGAAGAAUGAGGAAUGUGGUAAGAAUCUGGAGCACAAGAGAGAGGUGGGACUGAAUGAAGUCGAGACAGUGAAAACCAAAGCACAACCAGUGUUUCCAUUAUGCAACUUGUUUAUGUAAAUAAUGUACACAUUUGUGAAAAUGCUAUUAUUAAAAGAAAGCACACCACGGAAAUUACUGACAAAUGCCAUGGGAUUUUCCAAGAGUUUGGCUUGAGCUAGAGCGGACAUUUUCUUCAGACUGGCAGUGGCUAUAAAAAUAAUCUAAAGCCAUAUUUCUGCUCAAAGUUAUAGUUUAAUAAAUUAUUCUCACUGUCCCUUGACAUAAGAUAAUUUCUAAAACAUGGAAAAGAAGAUAAACAGGAAGUGAAAAUAUGCAACAUCAUUAAUUUGCAUCACAAAAAAGCACCUUUUAAUUUGGAACUUUGCUUUGACUUCUCAAAUAAAGGCCUUGGUAGACAAGAGAAAAAGGCAGUCAAUAUUUCCCAUAUCACUUCAAGACACUGGCAUGUCUUUUAGACAUUAGAAAAAGAUAAACACGUGUCUCCUCAUACCACUCAUUUCUUUUCUCCAAAACUUAAUUUCACCUGAAUUAAUGAAGACAGAUAUAAGACA